AUGGCAUCGCCAGUAAAAUUGAUUUCGGUACGUCAAAUUCCGGAAGCAUCAGCUCAAGAUGAAUUCAUUUGGGGAUAUCAGAUGAAUGAUAAGUGGAUCCCUUUUCCUGAUACUGUAUCAUCAAAUAUUGAUAAAGCCUUUCGACAAGGACUCGAAGAAUUAUUUACUAAUGAAGGUUAUCGUAUUGAUUUAAAAGACUUCGUACAAGAACAUAUUAAUGAUCGAAACUGUAAACAAUUGAUUCUUCGACGACGACGACAUCCUCAUAAAUCAUCAAUUUCAAAUAAUAAAACAAACGAAGAUGAAUAUCAACGUUAUGAACGAUUCUCAUUUCCUUUGGGAUUAGUUUCAAGCUGUAGUGUAAGUGCGGAUACAAAUUAUUAUGGUUCACCAUUUAUUGAAGAAUGGUAUCUUACAUUCACAAAUGGAAAACGAAAAGUUACAGUCGAUUCUAUUUUUCCUGUCGUUGUAGAAGGCUUACGAGAAGAAGGAAAAACUGAAUCAGAAGAUGUGGUACGCAAUAUCAUGGAUAUAUUAAAUAAGACCAGAGAAAAAGGCCUUCGGAAGAGUGAGAAAAAGAGAAUGAUAGAAUUAGAAAAUUGUUGUGCAAAACUUUAUACAAAUUCAAAUUUUCUCUAUCGCAUAGUCAACAGUGCAUUGCGCAAUAAUGAUCGCACUAAGCAGUAUACUCUUGGACCUUAUUGUUUUCUCGUUUUCAACUACAUUGGUCGGCAUCUCAAUGAUGAUUUUUCAAUUCGUCAUCGUUUUCGACAAUCUCUUCGUUCGACCGGACCUCAAUUAAUUACUGUCUUUCGCGGUGAUUAUAUUUCUCCCGAAAUAAUACAAGAAUAUCGACAGGCAGUUGGUAACAAGUCUAAAUAUUUUAAAUGGCUCUCAUUUGUUUCCACUUCAAGUGAUCGAGCUGUUGCCGAAGAAUUUAUUCGAAAUGCUUUGUACAUUAUUGACUUACAACGUUACUCAUCGAAGGAUCAAUUCGUAGAUCUGUCAUCAAUUAGUUCCUAUCAGGACGAAAAAGAGAUUCUAUUACAACCAGGAGUGCGAUUUCAAGUUAUCAAAGUUGAAUUAGAUAAUACGAAUAAUACACAUUUAGUGCAUAUUAAGAUUGUUCCAUCCUAUGUGUCCACUCUUACAUAA
Molecule: messenger RNA, 1155 nt
Organism: Rotaria sp. Silwood1
Lineage: Eukaryota; Metazoa; Rotifera; Eurotatoria; Philodinida; Philodinidae
Source: the annotation of a GenBank genome assembly